AUGGGUUUCACUGAUUUCUCUUCGGAAUCUGGCCUUGCCACUGCCAAUCACUUCUUUUCUACCCGAAGCUACGUGGAAGGCUAUGCCCCCACCCAAGCUGAUGUUGUCACAUUCAAGGCAUUCAAAAAUGCCCCUGACGCAGUCAAAUACCCUCAUGUCGCCCGUUGGUAUAAGCACAUUGCUUCGUACGAGUCGGAAUUCGCUGCCCUCAAGGGUGAUCCAUCCCGGUCGUACACUUCGUUUGGCCCUAGCUCUGCUGAUAUCCCCGUGAUCGGCAAGAAAGCCGCGGCGGAUGACGAUGAUGAUGAUGACAUGGACCUUUUCGGCAGCGAUGAUGACGAAGAUGCAGAGCUCAUUGCUCAAAGAGAAAAGAAUCUUGCGGAGUAUAGGAAACGGCCUUCGAAGCAGAAGAUCGCCAAAUCCUUUGUUACGCUCGAGAUCAAACCCGCCAGCAGUAGAACCCCCAUGACAAAAUUACGGGACGAAAUCAAAAGGUUCCUCCUAAAAGCUGGGCCUCCUCAAAAUGACGGACUGUCUCUGGACGAAGAUAAACGUGAGGCCAGACCUGGCAUUGUAUAUAGCGCUGAUAAAAUGAAGGACAUUGGCUAUGGUAUCAAGAAACUCCAGGUACUCUUUACCGUUGAGGAUGAAAAGAUCUCUGUCAGUGAUAUCCAAGAAGAUAUCGAGAAGUAUUUCGGCGACGAUGAAGAAGGUGUUUUCAGAGAACCAGCAAUUGUCGACGAGGAGGGAGAAGUCGUCGAAGAGGAAGAAGGCUGGGUUCAAUCAACUGAUCUUGUCGAAAUGCAAAAACUCUAAAUAAUGUUUGGAUUAUGACUGAAACGAGGAAAAACUGUGUUUUAUUCACGUCCAUGAUGGUUUCCAAGACAUGAUAUGACGUUUUAUGGCUUGCUAUUGAAUGUAGAUUUUCAAACGUCAAGCUUAACAAAUAGCUGUCAAAAGCAGAUUUAACGAAUGAGAUUCUUUCAUAGCCACAUCUUAAAAUUAUAUAUCAGAGGAAAAUUUGUUGUAUUGAUGGUU
This is a messenger RNA of Histoplasma capsulatum G186AR, 1038 nucleotides long. Its product is annotated as elongation factor 1-beta. Lineage: Eukaryota; Fungi; Ascomycota; Eurotiomycetes; Onygenales; Ajellomycetaceae. The transcript is spliced from 5 exons. Gene Ontology annotation, biological process: translational elongation. Gene Ontology annotation, cellular component: eukaryotic translation elongation factor 1 complex; cytosol. Gene Ontology annotation, molecular function: translation elongation factor activity; guanyl-nucleotide exchange factor activity. The record is from RefSeq and is a predicted model, not a curated record. The coding region runs from base 1 to 816 and encodes 271 amino acids.